Messenger RNA from Saccostrea cuccullata (small rock oyster), 1668 nucleotides. RefSeq lists its product as uncharacterized. NCBI's taxonomy places the organism in Eukaryota, Metazoa, Mollusca, Bivalvia, Ostreida, Ostreidae. Bases 245 to 1591 code for a protein of 448 amino acids. The record is from RefSeq and is a predicted model, not a curated record. The transcript has 10 exons.
CUGGAUCGACAUUCACGCAAUUUCAUUUUAAAAAAAUUAAUGUUUGUUUGACAAGAUAUGAUUUACAAUGAAAAAGAAGAAUUUGAAGAAGAAAGUGAACACGGAAGAAAUAUGAGGAUUAUAUACACGUGAAUUAACAGAUUUAAAUCCCCAUAGUUUGUUCACAUGUCAUGCUAUCCCAUCGACCGAUUGCUCUAUCUAGACACACAUGUCGGUCUGAGGGAUUUUACCCCGCGAUCCGCGGAUGAUUUCGAGCUGGACACUGGCUACGUUGCUGGUCAGCGUAACUUCACGUGAAGUUUGGACCUCGCUGUGUUAUUCCAGGAACUGCUUUAUGACGAUAUCACAUCCGACAACUGAGAACUUUACCUGCACCGUGGGAUAUGAAAAUGAGUUUCAGAAAUUCAAGAAGAAGUAUGCAAUUCUCGAAAAAUACGACCAUCCACCCAUAGGACUGCUCCAUGAAAAACUUAAGCUAACAUUUCUGAGACUUCAAGAUUAUUCCAAGACUCCCCAUCAGGAAAUAACUAAGUACAACAGCAAGGGUCUAGAAAAUGUCACACACGGAUUAGAAAUUCACGUCAGAAUACCUGAAAGUAGUGAGAACAAACGUGUUCUAUAUCUGGAACUGAGCAGCAAAAGCAAACAUGGAGAAAACGAUAGAUUUUAUGAAAGAUUUCCAAAGAAACGAAUAUUUAAUUUUUCCUCAACACGUGCAGUAACUAUCAAAAAUCGUCUUUGUCUUCAAGAUAUCAAGCACUGGCCUGUCUCAUAUACAUUACUUCUAACAUUAUAUCAGCCUCAUAUGACCCCUUUGUCAACAGAACAUUAUCUGUCUUUUUCAAAAGACAAUCUUGCAGUAGCUGUCUCAAAUUUUCCAAAGAAAAACGAUAUCCAUGUCGUCUUUUACACACCUCAAUUCAUGUGUGUUAAACGUCUGUUCUUGUGCAAUGACACUGAUUACAAAACAUGUGAGAAAUUCAUUAGGAAAUGUCCAGAAAAACUUGACAUGAUUUCUCACACAAAUGUAUGCACAUUUUUUGACAUACUUCCAGGGGAAUACUAUAUCAAGGUAGAAAUUAAUUGCCCCUCUAUGGAUAUGGAGGACGGAUCUUUCUACGCUGAGUCGUAUUCUCCUGUGAUAGAGAUCCCAGGACCUCCUGGAAAAGAUGUGAUGAUAAUGCACAAUAAAAGUCAAGAGGAGACAAGCAAUACCCCGUUUAUUAUCAUUGGAUGCUUAAUUGCUCUAAUCCUUUUAAUUGUGAUGUAUAUUGCAGUGAAGAAAAAUGUUUCCCCGAUUCUUGAACGGAGAAGGAAAAAGUCCCAGGCUGAAGAGAUGAACCUAUUCAACCAAUCAGCUGAUCGUUCUACGCAGCCUUGUACACAUUCAUCUGAAAUUCUGUCAGAAUCGAUAAAUCAAGUCUCCGAGGAUAAUAUACACAUUAGACUCAAUGAGAGACUGCAUUUAACAAAUUAUGACCCAGUUUCAAACAUCGCAGAAGAAAAUGAAGAUCUGAAGAGAGAUUUUUGCAAAAUUAAUAGAAUAAAGAGAAAUGAAAAAGCUUGCCCUGUUCAUGGUUAUAGGUCUUAAAUGUAUUAUUUUUGAAACUCCUAAGACAUGAUUUAAAUAAUUUUUGUAUUUAUAGUGAAUAAAUAUUUCUUUGCUUU